Molecule: messenger RNA, 3309 nt
Organism: Lytechinus variegatus (green sea urchin)
Lineage: Eukaryota; Metazoa; Echinodermata; Echinoidea; Temnopleuroida; Toxopneustidae
Product: cholinesterase 1-like
Exons: 10
Coding region: 72-1844 (590 amino acids)
Biological process (GO): choline metabolic process; acetylcholine catabolic process
Cellular component (GO): plasma membrane
Molecular function (GO): acetylcholinesterase activity
Source: RefSeq, a predicted model, not a curated record
UAUGUAAGUCAGUGUUUUCUUGUAAACAGUUCCAAGAUAGAGUUUUCCAUGAUUAUAAUAACGUCUUCAACAUGAGGAUCAUAAUUUUGUUGAUGUUCGGUAUUGUCACUGCUCAAAGAGAGAUCACUAUACCAAGUCUUGGUAAGGUAGAGGGGAAAAUAGUCAACUUCCAGGAAGACGAUUUCAUUGGUGUUUCAACAGAGAUUGAUGCAUUUCUGGGAAUCCCUUAUGCCGAGAACCCACCAAUCCGCUUCUCUCAGGCCACGCCCAAGGCGCCAUGGAGUGAUGUAUGGAACGCUACUUACUUCAGAUCCCCUUGUGCUCAGCUCAGCAAUGAAGUAGAUACAUGGGAUGAAGAUUGUCUUUAUCUUAACGUAUUUGUGAAAUAUCCAAGACCUACAAAUGCAGCUGUGAUGGUAUGGAUUCAUGGAGGAGGUUUUUCUAUCGGGACUGGGUCUUCAUAUGGUCGAUAUGGUGUGCCUCUCGUUGCUGUUGGGAAAGAUGUGAUCAUAGUCACACUGAACUAUAGACUCAUGGUAUGGAGUGUCUUCAACACAGGGGACGAUGUUGCUACUGGUAACUAUGGCCUUCUGGAUCAACAACUAGCUCUACAGUGGAUUCAAGAUAAUAUCGGAGCAUUUGGAGGCGAUUCCAGUAAAGUGACGUUGUUCGGGGAAAGUGCUGGAGCAGCUAGUGUUGAUUUUCAUCUCCUGUCAGAAGGAAGCAAAGAACUUUUCAGCCAAGCUAUAAUGCAGAGUGGAACAUCCCUAUCACCAUGGGCAUUUCGUCAUAACCCGGAAGCAGAUCGACAGGAAGCUAAUGCGCUUGGAGCUAAAGUUGGAUGUGAUUUUGAAGACUCCACUCAACUAGUAGAUUGUUUGCGGAUGGUUGAUGCCGUUACUCUAAUGAAUGCUUUUUGGCAGGUAUACCCUCGUAGCUACAUACGUUUAGAUGGCAUAUUUCUGAAUGAUACCCCUUCAAAUCUGUACGCAUCUGGUUCCUUCAAGAAAGCAACAAUCCUUGCCGGAUACAACAAGGACGAAGGUUACAUUGCAGUAAAAGAUAUGUUUAGUGAAUACCAGGGUGAUGAAGUCCCAACGAUGUCUAAGUCAAUGUACACGGAAGAACUUCCGAAAGUUCUGUAUGGUAACACUGAUGAAAUAUUGAUGAGGUCCAUUGACCAGCAGUAUAUCGACUGGACACAGGCCGAUAAUGUGAGUGCGGACUAUCUUCCUGCAUUCACCGGAGCUGUUGGCGAUCAGAGAUUUUCUUGCCCAACUGAUCACGUGAUACGCGCUCACGUCCAAUCGGGGGACACAGUAUUCAAUUAUUUCAUGACGCAUGCACCCAGCACGUCAUAUUUUCAGUCUGGACUAAAUGGAUCGGGACCAGGUUGGCUUGGGGCGACACAUACAGAAGAUAUCCAGUUUGUAUUCGGAUGGCCAUUCAUUUCAGAAUGGAUGGCUGAUCGUCGACCUCUUCAUGAUGAUGAAAUUGAUCUGUCCGUGAAAGUCAUGACCAUGUGGACCAAUUUCGCUAAAUAUUCACAUCCAGGCAAGAUGAACAAUAGUGUUGAACCCGAAAAAGAAGGUGACUUCUAUUGGCCUAUAUAUACUAUACCUGAGCUUGAAUAUAAAGAGCUCUCUUUAGGAUUGACAAAUGAUCGAGCUAUCAGGGCAGAUGAGUGCGCCUUUUGGAAUUAUUACGUUCCAGAUCUCGUUCAGCUAAUAGAGAAUGUUCCGAGUGGUGAAGAAGAGUGGCGGGAGGAUUUUGAGAAAUGGCAGAACGAUAUGGAAGAAUGGAGAAAUGUUUUUGAUGAAUAUCAACAAACAGUACAAUGUUGAAUUUAAUGAGUACCUUUUAAUGAUUACCUAAACCUCACGUUCAUUUUCACCAAUAAUUUAUCAUUGCUAUUUAUUCUCUUAUUGAAAUGAUACUGAUCAGACUAUGUAAAUCGCUGUUGUACUAUAACUUUUGUGAGGAUAUUUCCAUAACAUACCCAUUUAAUCCAUGCCGCAUUUUCUUGUAAAUAUCCAUAUAGAAAAGUGUAGGUUUCGUGGUAACUGAUUUAUAAUAGAAAAUGUAAUCAUUAACAUAUAAAUUGCAAAGAAAUAUACAAUAUACAGACCACUAUCACAUUGUACCCUUAGCAGUUGUCGCAUACAUCUUUUACUUGCUAUUUGUGAAUAGUUUCAUUGUGAUGAGCCUACUCUCAUCCAUUCUGAUCUUCCAAAAUGCUAUUUGUAAUCACCCUAAUCACCUAAUCAUGCUAAUGGGGCAAAUUAAUUUUGAUACAAUAAUCAUUGCAAGCUUGUUCAUACUAAACACCCUUGUUAAGCGUAAAUUUACCUUCAUUAUGAUUUUCUAGUUUUCACGGUCAGUGUCUAGUUAAAGAUCCUUAUCAUUAUAAUUAUAUUGACAUGUUGACGAUGAACCAUUAUUAUUCGUUGUAAAUGCAGUUACAUGUAUAAUAGAUGAGGUUUGGCAUUAUCACUCAACUGCCUGUCAACCAUAGUGUAAUUUAUCUUUUGAUGUUGCCAUGCAUGAAAAUAGAAGCAAGCAGCAGGGACAUCUUUUUACAACAGAUAUUGGCUUGAUUUUAAAUCAUUACAUGCAAGAUGAACUUCGAGCGUUUCAGAUGAGGGAAAAUUAUUAAUCAAGUUUUAAAUUGAAAAUACUUUUUCUCGAAAGACACUUGAGAUACCUUCCACCCGAUUCUUUCUUAGGUUCAUGGCAAUAAAUGCUAGAUAUAUACUGCUGAACUGAUAAACUCGAUCAAAUUCACUAGGCGAGGUACACACCUACAGCAUAAAAAAUCGAUAUGUUAUGAAAUAUUCGAGAAAGUUACCAUGGAAACCAGAGUGACGUCGAUCAAGCUAUAACAACGUUUAUCACAAUAGAUAGGCCUAUAUCUUGAAUACUUUGUCGAGCUAGACCGACGAGGUCCCGAAAUAUAUUGAUCAGACUUGAUCGGAUAGAUUGUUUUGGCGAUUGGAAUCUGGCAUUUUGAUUAAGAUUAACUGAUUUAAUUAAUUCCUUUUUGAGUUUCAAAUAAUGGUAGAAAAACAUAUAAAUAAGAAAAAAUACAUAUAUUAAUAUGUAAUAUGGACAUAAACGAAAUACAUAGAUUUUACUCAUACAAUUAUUACCAGAGGUGAAUAUAUCCUCCGCCCAAUGUUUCAGGCAUAGGGGAUGGCCUGUGUUAUCACCAAUAAGUUAAGGUAUGAUCACAAUAUGAUGAUGAAGAUGAUGAUGAUAAUAAUGAAAAUAAUGAAAAUGAUAAUAAUAGCAAUAAUAAUAACAACAACA